AUGCGACGAUCCGAUGGCAUCAUGAGCACAAAAUAUUCAUGUUCGGUCCCUGAUACUGAUAUAAUCCCUAAAGAAGGAAGCGUCGAUAAACCAAUUCGAAAACGGUCCAAAGCAUCUAAGAAUGCACCCACAACACUCCUCAAUGCCAACACAACCAAUUUUCGUGCCCUGGUGCAAAAAUUCACUGGCUGUCGAAGUGCGGGAGCUUACAAAGGACCCAUCACCUUGAAUUUUGCAGUCCCACACAAUGAUUUUAAUGUAACUUCAACUACUUCCCUUCUUGGCUGCAAUUACUAUACCCAGAAAACUCAUGAGCAACGCCAGAGCUACCAGCAUCAACAAGAGGACGAGAAAUUUCAUGAAGAUCAAGGAGGUUUCUCUUCAUACGACACCGACGUUGUUAGUGAAGAUGCAUUUGUGUCAACUUUCAGCAACCCUACUUCGAAGGAGUUGACUUUAGACGAUUUUGAUUUUGACAACAUUCUUUUUCGAGAACUUCCUGGAGAUUAUUCCUCAGCCGGAACCAUGGUUAAUGAUGAUUUUGGGGGAUAUUAA
Messenger RNA from Olea europaea var. sylvestris, 555 nucleotides. RefSeq lists its product as uncharacterized. The transcript has a single exon. Bases 1 to 555 code for a protein of 184 amino acids. The record is from RefSeq and is a predicted model, not a curated record. NCBI's taxonomy places the organism in Eukaryota, Viridiplantae, Streptophyta, Magnoliopsida, Lamiales, Oleaceae.